AUGGAUCUCUCGAUUUCCCACGAGCUGUCGAAGCUCGAUCCCGCGCUUCCAUUCCGCGCUUCCACUGACCACCUACACCACACUUGGGCCAAGACCUUUUUCUCCCGACCCGAGCUGUAUAUUCGCCCUCAGUCUAUCCCUGAAAUCCAGCAGCUGGUGACUCUCGCGCGCCGCUGUCGUCGCCGUCUUGUCACUGUCGGCAGUGGACACUCUCCCUCUGACCUUACCUGCACGUCCUCAUGGCUUGUUAAUCUCGAUGAUUUCAAUCGCAUUCUGCAGAUUGAUAACGAUACUGGCUUGGUUACCGUCGAGGCAGGCAUACGUUUGAAUGAACUGGGCAUACGGCUGGAGCAAGAAGGGUGGACACUGAAGAACCUUGGCAGCAUUGACAGCCAGUCAAUAGCGGGAGUCAUUGCGACGGGCACACAUGGUAGCUCGCUGCGCCAUGGACUGCUCUCAGAGUGCAUAGAGGCUCUGAGCCUGGUUCUGCCGAAUGGUCAGCUGGUUCGCUGCAGUGCCACCAACAACCCGUCUCUCUUCCGCGCGGCGCUCGUUUCCCUUGGCGCGCUGGGAAUCAUCGUCGAGGUGACUUUCAGGGCGCGACGAUCGUUCAAUAUCGCAUGGCGUCAGGAACGAUACACGCUGGGGAAGGUGUUUGAAGAGUGGACCACGGGUCUGUGGACAUCACACGAGUUCGUCCGUGUAUGGUGGCUGCCCUACGAAAAGAGUGCGAUUGUCUGGCGCGCCGAUGCUACGGACCUCCCACUGCGCGCGCCGCCAAGGAACUUCUACGGCGAUUGGUUUGGAUACCACAUCUACCAUAAUCUGCUUGCGCUGUCUUCCUAUGCGCCGCGCAUUCUACCCUGGGUGGAGUGGUUUGUCUUUGGCAUGCAAUAUGGCUUCAAGGCCGGAUCCACGGUCACUGAGGCCGUUGAGCCAGCUCGCAAGGGUCUGUUGAUGAAUUGCUUGUACUCGCAGUUUGUGAACGAAUGGGCGCUUCCUCUGGAAAAGGGACCCGAAGCGAUCAGCCGCCUCUCUGCCUGGCUGCACGGCGACCUCAAGGCAUCGGGAAUUCCGUUCCCCACUAAGGGGUUCUGGGUGCACUGCCCCAUUGAAGUACGAGUGUCAGACUCGACUAACAAUCCCAACCCACGCCCAUUUCUCGACCCAACCUGCCGUGAUGGACCCACCCUGUACCUGAAUGCGACUCUCUAUCGGCCGUAUCUCCGUGACCCGCCUUGCAGACAGCGGUACUACGAAGCCUUCGAAUGGCUCAUGCGGGACAUGGGCGCCAAACCUCACUGGGCCAAAAAUUUCAAGACUCUCGGCCCCUCAGAACUGGGCACUUUAUACCGCGACGACAUGGACGAAUGGUUGAAGGUGCGACAAGACGUUGAUCCGGAGGGCAUGUUCCUGGGCGAAUGGCACCACCGCAAUCUGCCCUUGCUCGAGUCAAAGAAUCAACAUACACCCAACGCAGAGCCGCUGCCUCUCCUCGAGCGGGAGAGUGAGCGCCGCACGCCUAACAUUAGCGGCGCGGGCGACGGGAUCGAGUGGAUUGGAGAUCGCCGAUGGCAGGGUCACGGCUCGCAUGGGGUCGCGGGCGAAACGAGGUACGAAGAGCCGGACCACUCAGCACCGAGUCCACCGACGACAGCCACCAGCGAGGAAAGUUUCGACAUGCUUGUGAAAGGCGAAGCUAGCAUUCUGCUCCCCGACAACUCCGAAUGA
Penicillium maclennaniae is the source of this 1731-nucleotide messenger RNA. Its product is annotated as D-arabinono-1,4-lactone oxidase. Gene Ontology annotation, cellular component: mitochondrion; membrane. The transcript has a single exon. Gene Ontology annotation, molecular function: FAD binding; D-arabinono-1,4-lactone oxidase activity. The coding region runs from base 1 to 1731 and encodes 576 amino acids. Lineage: Eukaryota; Fungi; Ascomycota; Eurotiomycetes; Eurotiales; Aspergillaceae. The record is from RefSeq and is a predicted model, not a curated record.